AGAAAUAUAGAUUUUCUUCGGACAUGGCCGCUGUAUCGGCAAUACAAUACCUGCAAUGUUUUGUAUAUUCAUAUUUAUUUUUUAUAAUGAAUAAAGAGUUUUUUACUUAUAAGUAGUGAUUAGCGGAUUGUGUAUAGUGUUGUGAUAUUUGUAAUGGAUGCAGAGAGCGAGAACGAAAAGAAGAGAAUCCGUGAUGCAAUUCAGACUAUAGAGACACUGCAGUCGAUGAUAGACGUUUCGGCGAAAAGGCUCGAGGGUUUGAGGACAGUAUGCUCGACGAGCGCAGAACUGACGCAACAGGAGAUCCGGACCCUGGAGAGCAAAUUGGUGAAACACUUUUCAAGACAGCUAGUAAUCAAGGCGCAGUUCAAAGAAGAUAUACAACGUGAGCUCGGACACGUGCCCAGCUUGCGGCAAUGGCUGCACGUUGUGGGGCUCAGUGUUGAUGCUAUAGAGGUGGUGCUCUCCCGUGUGUCGACACUGGAAGCUCUGCGGGAGCGGUCGGACUGCGAGAUGCGGGUGAUGCUGCGCGGUGCGAGGGACGAGGAGGUGCUGCGGCUCAUACGGGCCAUGCAGAGGCUAAAGUCUUAUACAGACGCGCUGGCGCGCGGCGAGGGCGCUGCCGAGCUGCCGCUGUACUGGGACUCGUGGGAGCGCCACGGGCGGGGCUCGCCGCGGGCGCGCGACGACCGGAAUGCUAAUCACAAGAAAGGCGGCAAGUCGCCCACAACGCCCAUAAAUAAAAGGAAGCAGAACGUCCACCUGCCCACGCCGGCCGCUCUCACCAAGUCGCGCUCGCACGAGUCUCAGCUCUCUGUCAAGCCUGAUGCUUCUGAUCUCAGUGACAACAGCCAGUCGUCGGCGGUGGGCACGGCGGAAGGCAGUCCGCCGUCGUCGCCGCGCGAGCCCGACCCCGACCCGCCGCCCGCGCGCUACUACAACACCUCAAUAUCAAACAUUACCGCGCCGCGCUCGCCGCGCACGCCCACCGUGAGCGGCUGCAUGGCGCACGACAUCGCGCACCGCUUCACCAAGACCUUCAACAUGAUCGCCACGUGCGACUACUGCGACAAGCAGAUGCUCUUCGGCUCCGGCCUCAAGUGCAAGGAGUGCAAGUUCAAGUGUCACAGAGACUGUGAGAGUAAAGUACCUCCAUCGUGCGGCUUGCCGCCCGAGUUCGUAACUGCGUUCAAAGAGAAAUUCCACAAAGAUGGUGGUCUGUACCUGACGUCAUCGGUGGGCCGAACGCUAACGAUGCAAUCCGUGACGCCGCUGCGGAGACGACCUCCCCCGGCGCCGCACCAUCACUCUGGUGGUCCGGACUCGUCCAACUCGAACACGUCGUCGUGCAACAGCUCGACGCCGUCCUCCCCCGCGCCGCCCGCGCCCGCCACCCCGCAGUCGCACCACCACCACCACCACCCGCACCAGGCGCACCAGACGCACCAGGUGCACAACUCCAAGCAGCAGUUCCACUUCCCAGAGGUGAAGCCACCGGUGUCGAGUCCGAACCACACGUCGGCGGCGCAGUCCCCGGCGCGCGCGCUGGUGCACCAGGACACCAAGGAGGAUCUCACCGCCAGUAUUAAAAGCGAAGGAUCAGGUCGAGUGUCGUUGAGCGGGUCGGGAUCAACGGACGACUCGAGGUGGCCGAGACAGAAUAGCUUGUCAAUGAAGGAGUGGGACAUUCCGUACGACGAGCUGAAGCUGUUCGAGGUGAUCGGCACCGGCCGCUUCGGCACAGUGUAUCGUGGCAGCUGGCACGGCGCCGUCGCCGUAAAACUGUUGCAUGUCAACGCUCUCAGCGACCACUCCGUGCCGCUGGACACCUUCAAACACGAGGUAGCGACGUUCCGCAAGACGCGGCACGAGAACCUGGUGCUGUUCAUGGGCGCUUGCAUGAAGCCGCCGCGGCUCGCCAUCGUGACGUCACUGUGCAAGGGCAUGACGCUGUUCACGCACAUACACCUGCGCAAGGACAAGUUCACCAACAACAAGAGCGUCAUCGUCGCGCAGCAGAUCUCGCAGGGCAUGGGCUACCUGCACGCGCGGGGCAUCAUCCACAAGGAUCUGAAGACGAAGAACAUAUUCCUGGAGAACGGGAAGGUGGUCAUCACCGACUUCGGCCUCUUCAGCGUCACCAAACUGUGCUUCGGGAACAACGCGCGAGGCGACAGUCUGGGCAUCCCGCCGGGCUGGCUGUGCUACCUGGCGCCGGAGCUGGUGCGCGCGCUGCGGCCGCACGCGUCGCUGCACCUGCCCUUCUCCAAGGCCACCGACGUGUACGCGUUCGGCACAGUGUGGUAUGAGUUGCUCUGCGGCGAGUACCCCUUCAAAGGCCAACCCCCCGAAGCCAUCAUCUGGCAAGUGGGGAAGGGGGUGAAACAGUCGCUAGCCAACAUGCAGGCUUCUAGAGAUAUUAAGGACAUUCUAAUGCUGUGCUGGUCGUACAGAUCGCUGGAGCGGCCUGACUUCCCCCACCUAUUGUCGACGCUAGAGAAACUGCCGCGAAAGAGGCUCGCGCGCUCCCCCUCGCACCCCGUACAUCUGUCCCGCUCUGCCGACUCGGUGUUCUGAGAGCGGCUAGUCAGCGCAGUGUGCGUGCGCCCUUAUUGUUGUUUUGCUUCUUCGAUGCCCGAAAUACGAGUUAUGUAUACCAGCGGCGAAGACAUUUUGAAAAUCCAUGUAUACUUAUUCAUUAUUGUAAUGAAUAAAUGAGAAAACGGAAUUUGUAUCAAGCGGUAUGAAUUUCCUUUCUUUUUUUGGGGACCGCUUACCUUCGACAAAAUUCCAUCCUUCGCCACUGAUGUAUACGUUAAGGACCAAAGCGUAUCUAGUGAUGCGCAGCGAACCGCCAUUGUUAUAGUCAAUCUGUUAUUGACAUUCUUUGUAAAUGAUAUAUUUUUAUAGAACAACAUAAAGUGCUGAAUGGAUAUGGAUGAAAUUUUGCAUAGAGAUAGAUUAUAUUCAAGAGUAUCUCAUAGGCUUCUUAUUCUGAUUUGUCUAUGGGAAUGGGGUCUACGCGGAUGAAACCGCGGGAUAUACCUAGUGAAGUUUGCAGUUAAAUAAUACAACUAAUCCAUAAAAGGCGACGAGAGUAUAUGGGUUAAUUAAUUUUCUACUUUAUUUCAAUGCUAACAAUGUCAUUAAUAGAUUGACAGUAACAAAUACAACUCGCCGGCUAUGCAUCGGCCCUAUUAAAUUUAGUUCCCACAUCCCCACCUAUUACGUGACGCUAACUAGAAAGCGGCUAGCUAGCUGUUCAGUAAAUUUUCAAGUAAACUAACUUUUUUAUAACUACCCGCGCAUAUUCAUUUAUAUUUUAUAAACUUCUCUAGGCGCAAGCGAGGAAUUAUUAUUGUCUAUAUUAUUAUCUAUAGUUGUCGUCGGUAUCAACCCAUAUACGGCUCACUGCUGAGCUCGAGUCUCCUCUCAGCAUGAGAGGGGUUAGGCCAAUAGUCCACCACGCUGGCCCAAUGCGGAUUGGCAGACUUCACACACGCAGAGAAUUAAGAAAUUCUCUGGUAUGCAGGUUUCCUCACGAUGUUUUCCUUCACCGAUUGAGACACGUGAUAUUUAAUUUCUAUAGUUGUAACCUGUAUUAAUAUAUAUUAAUGUGUUUCUCGCCAAAGCAACACAUUAAUAUAUGUUAAUAAAUAAAAAUGUGUCCAAAGUAAUUUAAAUUAAAUGAUUGUGGUUGUAAAACUUGAAAAUUUACCUUACAGACUGGCAUAUUCGCUAAGACCUAUAAAUGUCAAAUGAAUUCGGUGGCUUUGAUGUAAAAGCGAUCGAAUUAGCGAAUAAGUACAGAGCUGCGGACAAUUUUGUCAAGCUCGAAUUUCUUACUAUAUUAUGAGUAUAGUAUCGAAAUUUUAGUAUAUUGGACAUAAUUUACAAACCGUACCAACAUUACUAUUGGCUGAACAAUACCGUUUAUAAUAAGACCUCGUCUUCGCAGUGCAGGGGUGCGGGGUAUGAUGACAGGGGAGCUAAAGUUUUAGUACUUUGUGACAAUUCGUCCUUGUUGGAAAGAAGGAAAGAAAAAAAUAUUUAUUUCUAAAAUGACACUGAAUCCCUUGACACUAUUUGUAGUGCCUGAUACCCAGAUGACUUAAUUAAGUCAAAAACCAAAAGUAGUCUAAGCAUCAGAACACCACUAUGCAUUAUGGGUAGCACUAUCAUGCCUAGUUCUGCCAGUAAACAGCAUUGCUGUGCUGUGCUGUCUGGAGAGUAUGAUUGCCGGUGUAAGUACAGGCACACGACGUUUAAAAUAUAUGAGAUUGAUAUUGCUAUAGAGCAACACUUUGUAAAAUUUGUGUCUGUCACUCUAUCCUCAAUAAUGACGUCAUAUCCCUCGCCUAAAUCACUGCAUUCUGACGUCAUAUCCUUCGUACCUCUGUACAAUGCUGACGAGGACUCCGUUUUAUUAGUUUUUAUAUUAUUUCAGUCAAUACAGACUAAUUUUAACUGUUAUUCAAUAACAUAUUUUAAAUUAUGACUGUUUUUUUUAAUUUAUACAAAAGCUCUUUGGAAAAUCUCUAAUAAAGCCUGCACACGUUCCGUCUGUCGCAAAACAUAGAUCAAGCUAUGGCAUUGACUUACUUUCAAUUAUUAUAUUACUACUUAUUUUAUAUUAAAUUAUUAACCCAUCAAUGCCCGCGAGUAUUUUAUCGAAAAGCCCGUCUGCGUUGAAGAAGCCGACAGUCAGGGAAUGCGGUUUUAAUCUACCGUUGUGAGCCAUUUAAAAAAAUCUUUAUAUUCCUCUAUCGCGCGGAGCAUGAUACUGUGCUCGCCUAUUGCCCUUACUUUACUUUAUAUUUUUUACAUGUCACGUAACGGAUACGAUGAGCGACCGGUCGUCCAUUUAGGAGUCAAGUGGAGGUUUAUUAACACUGUAACGUUUAUAUUUCAAAAUGACCAAAUUUAAUUUUUUUUUGCUGAACAUUAACUAAAGAAUGCGAGUAUUUUUUCUAUGAAUAACGAUCGUGUUUACAGUUUUAUGAAUAUGCGCAAGUCUGAACGUGUAUACGGCUCAUAAUAGCCGUUGUCUAUAAUAUAGUUAGUUCUAUUUAUUUGCGUAAACGGGUAAUCGAUACUUAGUAAAAUUGAGUUUUUAUAAAAAGAAAAAAAAAACACUCUAAAAUUACUAUUAUAUUGUGUACUGCGUCCGUACUUCAUUGCUUUAUUUAAUGAAAAGAUUAAGAUAUAUAAUUAUAUUUUAUAAAAUUUGUUGUGUGCUAUGUUUUAAAAGAGAUCGCUGGUUCGAUCCUCAACUGAACCAAUUUUUAUUUCAGUCUUAACUAGUUUUGGCACCUGAGAUAUUUGUAUCCCUAUUAAAUUUACCUGACACAUUGAACACAUUGUGUGUGUGUGUUUUCUAGAAAUAAACACAAUAUAUAAUUUUCAUCAAUGAAAUAAGAAUAAAUCAUUCUUGAUUUAGAUAUGCGUAUUUGUUUUCAUGUUUUAGAAGCUUUGGCUGCAGAUGUGUAAUCCAAUUUAAACUUUGAGACGAGAAGGAUAUGUUUCAUUUUACUCUGACUUUUGAGUUUACUGUAUCUCAAAAGGCGUAUUCACAUUAAAAGCAGGUUGCCUGCGUCCAUCGACCAGCGCUUAUCGGUACUGCAGGUUUAUUCAUUAUCUGACGUAUUUCACUAUCGACGUAUGCCAGUUGACAUAUACGAAAUUGAGAUUCUGUCUAACAAAUGUUAUGCGGCGCCUCUGGUGGAUAUCAUACAGUAGGUAGAUGACAUUUCUCAAUUGAUUUGAUGUUUAAUUGAAUGGGUUCAUAAUAAAGACCGAAAUAGUGAAUAGGUCCGCGCAGAUAGUCCGUAUCGAUUCUCCGUACUUGUGUCAAACCAUUGCCAAGCGUCGCCGACAAGUGCCGAUCUGCUUCGAAUAGCGUAGUACGGAGACUCGUACGGACUACCUGCAAUAGCUUAGCUACCCAGGGGCUAGGCGGUGCAGUGCCCCGGGGCCCUUGAAUCCUUACCAGAAAAUCGCGAUCGAACUGAACUUGGAAAAUUUUCACAUAUAGUGUAAACUCCAUGUAACGUCACUCGAUUUAACGUCAAACUCGCUAAAGCGUUGACAUCACAUGGCUUUGAUUGGUUUAGCUUGCUCUCCAUACAAUGAUUCACUCUAUAUAGCGUUACACCUACUAUCUAUAACGACAAGUAAUAAAAAGUACCUCUUUAAGUUGCCAUAAUUCUUAGACGCUGUCUACGUUUUUUUGUGUCGCUUAACUAUCCUAGCCCGUAAUAAACUCGACUGACGGUAUCAUGCAAAACAACACUUUCGACCACUCUCAAUAACGCUAUAAAAUGUACAGUCCCUUUAGUGACGUAAUAUAGAGUUUUAUAUAGAGUAGAUUGGAUAGUAGUGGGGUCCCAUUUUUUCAUUUGGUUACAUAGCUACGUUACUCAUUACCUGCACCGAGUAUCUGAGCGGAUCAAUAAGCGCUGGUAGUUCGUCGCAGGCAACCUCCUAUCUAUGUGAAUACGCCCUUACAGUCGUUGAAGUGUUUAAGUACGGGCGUAAUCCUUUUUCUUGAUCUCUUGAUUUUAACGAUAGAUUAAAUUAUAUUUUCGUAUUUAAAACGUGAAAGUUGACUGUUGUUGGUUAAAUAAUAAUAAUGAUAAUGAUAAAAAAAAUUAAUAAAAAUUAAAAAAUAAAAUGUUGUAAAUAUUGUAUAGUGUUAAAGGUUUUGCUGUGAUGACCGAAGCGAAUUUUCUUGUGGUCUUUGUAUAUAGUAGUCAUUUUCAAUUGUACCUACAACUACAUUAUAGUCUCAGAGCCCGUGGUACAUUGACCUACCCUCAUUUAGGUUUAUAAUCGAUUAAACAUUUUCUAGAAUAAUACACAAGGUAUAAAAGUACCUUGGCAUUUUUUUUUUAAAUAUUCAAUAGAAAUUGUUUACUUAAAAAUAUGCAUGGGUGGCAACAUUUUUAAGCGAUUAUACCUACGUGUUUUAUAAAGUAUUAUUAUUUUUUUACUUACGAGGGUAGGUCGAUGCAAUUCGGAAUCUAGUACUAAUACACUUAUUAAGUAUAAAAAAAAAAUGAAAGAAAAAGAAACGUAUUAGCAUAAGCGCAGGUAUUAAUUUAAUAGUUACUUGUAGGUUAUAUCACCAUUUUAUUUAUUUCGCGCAUAUAUAUAUUAUCAAGUCAGUAUUUUGGUAUUAAGAUGAUUAAUUUUUACUAUCACGUUUCAUAACUUUGCAUUUCUAUGCAUCUUUGUAUGAUGACGAUAUUCUCUAGUAUAUAAUAUAAUAAUUAUGAUUAUAACUUGUGGAUCCUGGGCACGGUACCAAUUUGGGUUUCAUUAAGAAUUUAUAAUUUUAAAGUAAGGUUUGGCUUAUACCGCGUUUAAACAACUUACAGGUACUAAGUUUGCACGUUGCCGUUUUAAAGAAACAAAUAUUAUUAUUUUGUUGUUAAUCUAGUUACAUUGAAAAGCAAAGUGAUUUAAUUUGACAUACUAGAAUUUAUAAUGUUCUUAUUUAAUUGAUAUCGAUAUAUUUCGGACCCUUAUUCCAUGUACUACACUAAAUCAAUAUUGUUUAUAUUAUAAAAUAUGAGUCAACUACCCUAUUCAAUUAGGUCUAACGCAAUUUCAGUUCAGACUUUAUAGCGAGGGAGUUGGUGGCAAUUGAUUCAGAUUUCAGACAAUUUGAUUUUAUCUCCUCCAUAUAAAAAGAGGAAAGCAGUUUGAUUUUUUGGUAUAAUAAAACUAUAGUUAAAACAAAUAGGCCGAUUUGAAAAAUUAUUUCACAAUUGGAAUCCAACAAUAUUCCUGAUGAACAUAGGCUAUAUUCACUAACACCGUAAUCCCAGGAGAACGGGAACUACGUUGCGUUUUUAGCUAAGUAUGUUAAUUUGGAAGACAAACUACCUUCUAUGACUUUUUAUUGGAUUUUAUAGUAAAAAAAUAUUAUUUGCCGCCAGCUCUUUGUCUAUGAUGACGAAAGUUUGAGUGUGUACGUUUAUUUUUUGUAAAUCUGUAAAAAUAGUUCAUUAUUUUGGUAAGACAUUAAAAAAAAUUAUAAUAACAAUUAAAUACAAUCGAAACUUUUACUUUGUAAGGGUUAUAUAUUACAUAUGUAUGUAUGUAAUGUAUUAUUAAAUCUAUAUGAACUGUAACAGAGGCGGGUUUGUGAAUUUGUGGUAGUUCAAAAAUUCAUGAAAUAUUUAUUGAGGUGAGCUUAAUUAUGAUUUUUAUGAAAUUCAUUCAUAAAUGUGAUAGGGCGGGACAAAGUAGAGGAGUGUCUUAUACAUAUACAUGUUGUAUGUAUGUUUUAACAUAUUUCUGACCCCUUUGCCUGGCCUGGAACCAAGUAGAGCGGUUUAAAACAUUGUAUAACUUUGUUUAUUAAUAGACCUGUAACCUAUGUUAAAGUAAAAAAACAAUUUACAUCUUGAUAGUAUUUAUUGUCCCGAUAGAUUGUAUAUUAAGAAAAUUCAGAAGUGAAUUAAAAAAUUUAAACAAAAAUAAACCCUUGAAUGGCACAGAACAACCUUGAGCAAUGUCAGAAGCUUGGGACGCCGAGUGCAGGUUUAAAAUUCCUUGAUGAUGUCCCUUCAAACACAUGUUUUUUUAGUUCGACAUCAUGUCUUUUGCUUUAUUUCAUUCUCUACACAAGAUAAUUAUGUGUAAAUGUGUAGGCAAAAAUACUUUACAUACUCAUUCCUCAUUAUAUCAUAAAUUCAACAGAGUUUAUAUGGAAUUUUCUGUGAGUAAAGCCAGUGUGUUACCUAAAAUAUUCACAAAAAUGCAUGGCUGAAAAAAUAUUCAUUUACCAAGUCCAGGAUCCCUCUGACUUAUGGAAGGACUUAUAUUCGAAAAUAACUAUUUUGACAUCAGUUCUAGUGUGAAACUUGCAAGAUCAUCAUUUUACAAGAUUCAUACUAGUCCAAGUUUCACAGACCACUGGCCAUGGUCCAGACAGUAUUCUGAAAGUGGCUAAAACAGUUUAAAUUUUAUCUAUUAAUAUAUGUAUAUAUAUAUUAUAGACAUAAAGAUGGUUGAUGUAAAUAAAAAGAGCAUUCCUUUGA
Molecule: messenger RNA, 9050 nt
Organism: Bicyclus anynana (squinting bush brown)
Lineage: Eukaryota; Metazoa; Arthropoda; Insecta; Lepidoptera; Nymphalidae
Gene: ksr
Product: kinase suppressor of Ras 2
Exons: 18
Coding region: 154-2577 (807 amino acids)
Biological process (GO): protein phosphorylation
Molecular function (GO): ATP binding; protein kinase activity
Source: RefSeq, a predicted model, not a curated record